Molecule: messenger RNA, 3006 nt
Organism: Lacerta agilis (Sand lizard)
Lineage: Eukaryota; Metazoa; Chordata; Lepidosauria; Squamata; Lacertidae
Gene: CYLD
Product: CYLD lysine 63 deubiquitinase
Biological process (GO): protein K63-linked deubiquitination; necroptotic process; positive regulation of extrinsic apoptotic signaling pathway
Cellular component (GO): cytosol
Molecular function (GO): cysteine-type deubiquitinase activity; K63-linked deubiquitinase activity
Source: RefSeq, a predicted model, not a curated record
GGCUUGGGCCGGGCAGCCAAUAGGCAGGAAGAGCCGGCGGCGAGCGGCAGGAGGCGGGAGGUGAGAGCUGGAAUGGCAGCAUCAGCGGUGGCAAGAGCAGGGUCAUCUGUUCUGGAUUUAGCUCAUUAGGACAUGGAUGAAGAAUCAUUAACUCACUAUGGGAAAUCAAACGGGGGCCUUUUAGUAGGAACAUCUAAUUCCUUUGCAGUUACGUUGGCAACUUGGCUUUCUUGAACGUUUCUUCUUUGUAUUCAUACAAAGCUUGAACCAUAUUGAAUCUAGGUUUGUGGAGUUAAAAAAAAAAGGCAGCAUGUCCUAUUGGGAAGAGCGUAUAUUUAUUUGCUUCUCCAGGAAUGCAGCAUUGUCGACAAACAGACUCAAAAACUGUUGAAAGUACCCAAGGGAAGCAUUGGCCAGUUCGUUCAAGACCGUUCUUCAGGAGGACACACCAGAAGCAAUCCUUCGUCAAAAAGCAAAAAAUUGCAGAUAGGAAUCAAAAUUUUGGAGCAGCCCCAUGUGGUCCUCUUGGUGGAUGAAAAAGAAGUUGUUGAAAUAGAUGAGAACGAGCAGAACUGCUGUUGGCAAUUACCAAUUGUGAGGAGAGAUACAGUAUAUUUAAAAGUAAAGGUAGACUGAGCAAGGGUCUCCAUAUUGAUGUCGGCUCACCGGUGAAAGUACAGCUGCGAUUAGGAGAUGAGAAUAUCCUGGAGUUGUUCGCUUCAGAGGGCCAUUAAUACAAGAAAGAUCACUCUCUGGGAUAUUUUUUGGAGUGGAGCUUCUGGAAGAAGGCCGUGGUCAGGGUUUUACUGAUGGACAGUACCAAGGCAAACAGCUGUUCAGAUGUGACGAGGACUGUGGAGUGUUUGUUGCACUGGACAAACUAGAGCUGGUGGAAGAUGAUGACAAUGAGCUGGAGAAUGACUAUGCAGCUCCAGUUGACUCAAUGCAGGUAGAACUUCCUCCUUUGGAGCUCAACUCCAGGGUUUCUGUGAAGAUAGGAAAGAAUAUAGAGUAUGGGACAGUUAUAUUCUGUGAUGUCUUACCAGGAAACGAGAGUUUAGGAUACGUUGUUGGAGUGGACAUGGAUAAUCCAAUUGGAAAUUGGGAUGGAAGAUACAAUGGACAACAGCUCUGCAGUUUUGCAAGUGUUGAAAGCACACUUCUCUUGCAUAUCAAUGAUGUUAUCCCAGAGGCUGUGUCUCAAGACAGGAGACCUCCCAAACUUGCCUUUACAUCUAGAAGUGGCUGUGACAAAGGAUUCAAUCACAGUAAGCCAAAGUCUACAGCUUUUGGGGGUUACCUAAGUGAAGUGGUUGAAGAAAACACUCCCCCCAAAAUGGAAAAAGAAGGUCUAGAAACAAUGAUCGGAAAGAAGAAAGGAAUUCAGGGUCACUAUAACUCCUGCUACCUGGAUUCCACCUUGUUCUGCUUGUUUGCAUUCAGCUCUGUUUGGGACACAGUCUUGCUUAGACCUAAAGAGAAAAAUGAUGUAGAAUAUUACAGUGAAACUCAAGAGCUUCUGCGGACAGAGAUAGUGAAUCCUCUCAGAAUAUAUGGAUAUGUGUGUGCAACAAAAAUAAUGAAGCUGAGGAAAAUCCUGGAAAAAGUGGAAGCAGCUUCAGGGUUUACCUCUGAAGAGAAAGAUCCUGAAGAAUUCUUGAAUAUUUUGUUUCACCAUAUUUUGAGAGUAGAGCCACUGUUAAAAAUAAGAUCAGCUGGUCAAAAGGUUCAAGACUGCUACUUCUAUCAUUUUAUUGACAAGAAUGAGAAGGUUGGAGUUCCUACAAUUCAGCAGCUACUGGAAUGGUCCUUUAUCAACAGCAACUUGAAAUUUGCAGAGGCACCCUCAUGUCUGAUUAUUCAGAUGCCUCGAUUUGGAAAGGACUUCAAAAUGUUCAACAAAAUCGUUCCGUCACUGGAAUUAAAUAUCACAGACCUACUGGAAGACACUCCUAGGCAGUGCCGUAUCUGUGGAGGACUUGCAAUGUAUGAAUGCCGAGAAUGCUACGAGGAUACCGACAUUUCUGCUGGGAAGAUCAAGCAGUUUUGCAAAACCUGCAACACUCAAGUUCACCUUCAUCCCAAAAGGCAGAGUCAUAAAUUCAAUCCAGUGUCACUCCCUAAAGAUUUACCAGACUGGGAUUGGAGACACGGCUGCAUACCUUGUCAGAAGAUGGAGUUAUUCGCCGUUCUUUGUAUAGAGACAAGCCACUAUGUGGCUUUCGUUAAAUACGGCAAGGGGGACUCUGCCUGGCUCUUCUUUGACAGCAUGGCUGAUCGGGAUGGAGGACAGAAUGGCUUUAAUAUCCCUCAAGUGACUCCAUGCCCAGAAGUUGGCGAAUACCUGAAAAUGUCCCUUGAGGAAUUGCAUUCUCUGGACUCGAGAAGAAUUCAAGGCUGUGCACGAAGGCUACUUUGUGACGCUUAUAUGUGCAUGUAUCAGAGCCCAACCAUGAGCUUGUACAAGUGAAAAGUUUUCGACUGGAAGAAGGGAAGCAGCUUCCCAGCAACUUGACUGUGGCCCAAGAAGAUUCAGCAGGACUGUCGGCGCACUUGCUCGUGCAUCUGUUGCCGGCAAUGGAUGCUUCAAAGGGGGUGGAAAGCAAACGUCUAUGGCAAAAGAAGUGCAUAUUUUAAAGAAGGGGUGAAAAAAACCUUACAAUGCAAUGUUCUGUUGCUAAAGUACUUAAUAAGCAUUUUGCACUCUAGGAAGUGUGUGUGUGUGUGUGCGUGCGUUUAGGGUUUUUCUAAAAAAAAAAAUAAAAGUCUAAAUGAAGCUAUUAAAACGUUUAGGCUGCAUUUUCAGAGGAGUUGUGUACAUGGAGUGAAGUUUUAUGUGUUUCAAAAUUGCCUUGUGGAAUUUUCUGCAUAGACCUCAUCCAGGGAACCACAAAGCCUAAGGGAGAGGACUGUAUUAAUAUGUGUGUUUUCUCCAGCAUUGUAUAGGUUGUACAAUCAAGGCACUUCACCUCUGUAAUACACUGGAUGCUGGCCUGAAUCUUGGCA